Pocillopora verrucosa is the source of this 2404-nucleotide messenger RNA. RefSeq lists its product as uncharacterized. The record is from RefSeq and is a predicted model, not a curated record. Gene Ontology annotation, biological process: protein homooligomerization. Lineage: Eukaryota; Metazoa; Cnidaria; Anthozoa; Scleractinia; Pocilloporidae. Gene Ontology annotation, molecular function: protein binding.
CAUUGUACAAGAAAAACAUAUAUUUUUGGGUUUACAUGCCCUUUAACACCGAGUCACACAACGCUUGACGCUUUCAAAAAUUUCUGGAGACCUGAGCUUGGGCCGCCUGGAGCUGCAUAUGUACAACUGUUGUCUAGGGACCGUGAGAAAAGGAGUUGAACGGAAAAUUUCUGAGGAGUCCAGUGAAACGAAAACCUUUUGGAUGAUUCCGCUAUCAUAUGAGUGAUACACAUGACUAGUUCCACAGCAUAAUAUUAUUUAAAUUCGAGAAACUUGCUUACUUCAGCAUGUCGUCGCAUCCGAACAGAACAACAGCAAUGACACAGCCAAGCAUUUAACUGAGUUGGAGAAUCGCGUAAAAUAGCCCAUCAAAAUCUAGUAAAUUCAAUCGAUAUGUGAUUAACGUUAAGCAGCAACAUGCAAUGCCCAAUGCAGGCUUCCUCGAUCAUCAAACUCAACGUCGGCGGUCAUUACUUCACCACACGUCUUCAAACACUGACCAAAGAUCCAAACUCAAUGCUAGCCGGCAUGUUUUCAGAGAGAUUUGAAGAGAAAUUAGGCGAAGACGGCGCUUUCUUCAUCGACCGAGAUGGAUCUCACUUCCGGUUUAUACUCAAUUACUUGCGCACAGAGGAAUUAACUUUACCCGUUGGGGCAACUUUUCUUGAGGAACUUAAGAAAGAAGCUGAAUUUUACCAGAUCCAAGGAUUGAUAGAUGAAAUAAAUAAGUCAAUGAAGGGCGUCGUUAAACUUAAUGUCGGUGGUCACUACUUCACCACAAGUCUUCAAACACUGACCAAAGAUCCAAAUUCGAUGCUGGGCACAAUGUUUUCUGGGAAAUACGAGACGAGAGCCGGGGAAGAUAGCGCUGUUUUUAUCGACCGAGAUGGAACUCACUUCCGGUUUAUACUUAAUUUUCUGCGCACUGGGAAACUAACUUUGCCGGAAGGAGCAACAGCUCUCGCUGAAUUCAAAGAAGAGGCUGAUUUUUACCAGAUUCUGGGGAUAUUAGAUGAGCUAGAUGAUACAAAGCUGAAGUCGGAGAUCCUGACAGACGAAGGACAACAAAACCUGUUGUUAAGCUGGUUGCCUCCUCACGGUGACGUGAGAAGACGUCGCCUCCGUCUUUUGUUCCGUGCUUCUCGAGACGGCUUCGCGGCAAAUACCUUUCACGACAAAUGUGAUAACAAAGGACCCACAAUCGUUCUUGUGCAGAGUGGAAAUUAUGUUUUUGGAGGAUUCACGGAGAAAUCUUGGAUGUACAGUCAGGGAGGUUACACCAUCUGCACACAAGCGUUCCUGUUCAGUUUGGCCAACCCAAGUGGUCUGGAACCAACCAAAUUACCACUUAAGAGUAACAGCCAUCAGUAUGCUAUUCUCUACAGUAGCAGCAACGGGCCAACAUUUGGCUGCGGUUGCGACCUCCGCAUUGCAGAUGAUGCAAACACGUCUCCUUCGAGCUCUAGUUUUCUCGGCCAUACAUACGAGAUUCCACCAGCAUGGAAUAACACAUCGUCCUUAGCAGGAGGAAGAAACUUCGUGGUAACGAACUACGAAGUGUUUGGAUUCCAACCCUGACUCAAAACGGAUCAUACGCAGGCAAUAUCUGGGACUUUGUGUAGAUCAAGAGCUAAUGAAUCCAAUUUGUUUUCUUGGCAUAAAUUGUCAGGGAAUAAUUUGCUUAAAACGGCUUUUUUUUUUUAAAGGAAAAGCGCUUCAAUGUCUCUGGUCCGAGACAUGAAGUCACUGAGAAAAACUGCUUAUUCGUACUGAAUCCUGUUUAGGACAGAUUGGCGAAAAAUUAUAGCCCCGCUUACGACAGAAUGGUGCAAAAACCAACUUUGUCCCAACUCUGUAUUCUAGCAGUUGCCUCUAUACCCUCUACGAGGAUGUAACCACCGGCAGGUUUUUUUUAUAUAACAAGGCCGGAUUCUUAUCUCCAACCUAUUUAUCAGGUCAGGCCGGGGAUUGCGGGUAAUCACGUAUCGGUCUUUUUGUACGUAGUAAGAGAUUAGGAUUUUUAGUAUGUAUACACGAUUCAACAACCAGAGGCACCUUUUAACAUGUGGUGUUAAACUUUUAUCAUUUUUUUGAAAACGUGAACUGGUAUAUUGCGAGAAAGAAAUUCGCGGAUAUCAAUAGCCCACUACCCUCUCCUCCCUGGUCAGGCCUGAUUAACAGACCCAUGUUUCUACCUUGGAGCGUAUUAUUUGCAUAAAUCUCCCUACCUGAUUUAAUACAUUUAGGAAAUCAAUCUUCUGAAUGCAAGAAUUGACUGGGGAUGAUAAAACACAAAUAAAUAGAUGAACAAAUAGAGAUAUAUGCCUGUUGAGCGCUGACCAUGUGCAGAUGCUUAUUCGACACCAUAUCAUUUAUUUUCCGAUCGUUAAAUUGCUAUUAAAAU